Molecule: messenger RNA, 1965 nt
Organism: Microplitis demolitor
Lineage: Eukaryota; Metazoa; Arthropoda; Insecta; Hymenoptera; Braconidae
Exons: 7
Coding region: 1-1965 (654 amino acids)
Biological process (GO): iron ion transport
Cellular component (GO): plasma membrane
Molecular function (GO): copper ion binding; oxidoreductase activity
Source: RefSeq, a predicted model, not a curated record
AUGGAGAAGUGGAAAACGUAUUCAAAAGCAUCAUCUUCAUGGGAAAAUCAUACUAUUUAUUACGAUGAAUUGAGCGUCGAAGAAGCGAAAAAAUUAUCGACUCCAGAGGAAUGUGCGCGGCCUUGCAAACCAGGGAAAAAACCAAAGACCUGCCACUUUCAGUGGACUGUAGAAUAUUAUCAUACUUUUGGCGGUGCUUGUAAACUAUGUAAGCCGACUACAAAUACAUCAGUUUCAAGUGACUGUCAGUGUAUUUUGGUUGAUGGAAUGGAUUUGUCGGGAAUAAUUACCGUAAAUAGAAUGUACCCAGGACCAGCAAUUCAAAUUUGUUUGGGUGAUUUUGUAGUUGUCGAUGUAACCAACAAGGUAGCCGGAAACGCACUGGGUAUUCAUUGGCAUGGUAUUUAUCAAAGAGACUGGCAACAUUAUGAUGGAGUGCCUUUCCUCACUCAGUGUCCGAUAAAUGAGGGUUCAACAUUUAGAUACCAGUGGCGAGCACAGAAUCCUGGUACCCAUUUUUGGCAUGCUCAUUCAGGUCUUCACAAAGCCGAAGGACUUCAUGGAGCGAUUGUCAUUCGUCAGCCAAAAUCAAAGGAACCGAACAAAAAACUCUAUGAUUAUGAUGGAUUGGAUAAUGUCAUGUUUAUUUCUGAUUGGAUGCACAAAAAUAUUCCGUCUUAUUUUCCGGGUACUACUUUCCGAAAUCUUGGACAGGACCCUGAUAAUAUUCUCGUUAAUGGCAAAGGACAAUACACGGAUUCACUGGGAAAUGAAACAUCAACUCCAUUAGCUGUUUAUAAUGUUAAGCCUGGUAUGCGUUAUCGUAUUCGUUUGAUAAACGGAGGCAGUUUCAACUGUCCUGUCCAAAUGACAAUUCAAGAUCACAAUCUCACAAUAAUUGCAGUCGACGGAGAAGAUAUUGUACCACGUAUUGUUACAACAAUAACGACAUUUUCAGCUGAGCGCGUCGAUUUCAUUAUCAAUGCUUCUCAAUCAGGAAAUCGGAGUUAUUGGAUACAUUUUCGCGGUUUCGGUGUCUGUGCUCAUAAAAAAGUUCAGCAGCAUGCGAUUUUACGUUACAUUGGUUCAGAAUUAGAUUCACCACAAACUCCAAAACCAUCAUAUGAUUCACCCCUUCCCUCUGGAAUCAUUUUUAAUGAAGUAAAUGAAGUUUGUCACGGCAAUCGUACUGAUGUUGUUUGCAUAAAAAAUCUAGAAUCCAUUGAUAGUAUUCAUCCACGGAUUCUCCGUAAAGAAUCAGACAUGCAGUUAUAUUUGCCGUUUACUUUUCAUCUCUAUGAUGACAAUCAUCUUUUCGAACCAAAUACAUAUAAACGUUUUAUUGUUCCUAGUGGUGAUGAGAGUUUUGGUGCAACGAUGGCUGGUAUUUCACAUAUCAAUCCCCCGUCACCUUUUAUCAGUCAACUCAGCGACAUUCCUGACGGAUAUAUUUGCAACAAAACAAAUUUACCUGCCCGAUGUUUAAAUAGUCCAAUUUGUCAUUGUUCACAUGUCAUAAACAUUCCGCUUAAUGCUGUCGUGGAUCUUAUGCUUGUGGAUGUAUCUGGUCCUACUGGGAUAUCUCACCCGUUCCAUUUACACGGGUUCGGUUUUCAUGUACUAGCCCAGGGAUUAUUGUCGAAAGUAAAUCUUACUGAAAGUAACAUUAAACAAGGAAUUGAACUUGACAGAAAAGAAUAUCUGUCUUCUCACAAUAGACCGCCAACCAAAGACACGUUAGCUGUUCCGUCGGAAGGUUAUACGAUUGCCCGAUUCAUCGCUGAUAACCCAGGCUGGUGGCUCUUUCAUUGUCAUUUUCUUCCACACUUGUACAAUGGUAUGGCUUUAGUUUUCCGAGUUGGUGAUCAAAAAGAUUUACCACCUACUCCUGAAGGUUUUCCAAAAUGUGGAAAUUUCGUGCCGUCUAUUCAUAAAUCAAAUCCGAAAGCUCGCGGGAAAAUGUAA